GACUAGCACAAUUAUUACAGCCUCUCGCAAGACCUGUGGCCGUGCUAUACGCACAAACUCAUUUAUUUGCAUCGCUGCGAUUGUGUGCCGACGCGCGGUGCACAACUCUCGCUUGCAGCUGUGUUUGCUGCAGUCCCAGCAGCACUCACCGCGGCGACACCGCAGCAUGCUCACCGCCCGCCGCCUCUUAACGCUAACGGCGACGGGCGCGCGCGCGCUCUCCGCGGUCACGAAACUGAGCACAAAUAACUGCUUCGGCGGCCAGUGGCGCCGCUUCCAGUUCGAUUCGUCGACGACGGGCACGCCCAUGGUCUUUUCGGUGUUCGUGCCGCCGGUCCAGAAGGCGCCGUGCCUCUUUUAUCUCUCGGGAUUGACGUGCACAGAUGAAAACUUCGUGCAAAAGGCGGGCGCGGCUCGGAGAGCGGCCGAGCUGGGAAUCGCGCUGGUGGCGCCGGACACGUCGCCUCGACUCCCGGAGGACCGGAGGCUGCCCGGCGAAGACGACAGCUAUGAUUUCGGCAGUGGAGCCGGCUUCUACGUCGACGCCACGAAUUACCCCUGGAGCCAGUACUACAAUAUGUACUCCUUCGUCACCCAAGAACUGCCCGAGGCGGUCAUGGUGGCCUGCCCGGAGGUCGACGUGCAGACGCGGUCCAUCACAGGGCAUUCGAUGGGCGGCCACGGCGCAUUGACGAUAGGCCUGAAGCAGCCGGCCGUCUGGCGGAGCGUUUCCGCGUUCUCGCCGAUCUGCAACCCGACGAAGGUGCCCUGGGGUCCGCGGCGGCGCGACACUCAACCGGUACGCCAGGCGCGGUCGGUGACAGGUUCGAUUCACACAGGCCAGAAGGCCUUCGAGGGAUACCUCGGGUCCGUCGACGCCGGCCUCGAGCACGAUGCCUGCGAGCUCGUGAAGAAGGGGCCGCGAAGCGACGCCAUAUUAGUAUCCCAAGGCGCGGACGACGACUUCCUGGUGGGUGAUACCAAUCAGCUUCAGCCGGAGGCCUUCCGAAGCGCGUGCGACGGCGUGGGACAGGAGCUGGAUCUGCGCUACGAGGCGGGCUACGACCACUCGUACUUCUUCAUCCAGUCGUUUAUCGACGAACAUCUCGACUUUCACGCGUCGAGGCUCAAGUAAACAUAUAAAC
Messenger RNA from Pelagomonas calceolata, 1145 nucleotides. Lineage: Eukaryota; Pelagophyceae; Pelagomonadales; Pelagomonadaceae. The record is from the annotation of a GenBank genome assembly.